Didymodactylos carnosus is the source of this 1451-nucleotide messenger RNA. The record is from the annotation of a GenBank genome assembly. NCBI's taxonomy places the organism in Eukaryota, Metazoa, Rotifera, Eurotatoria, Philodinida, Philodinidae.
AUGACAUUUUCUCUUUCGACCACUAACUCGCUCUAUGAUGAUUGUAUUAUGGAUGACUAUCAAUAUUGUCGUCGACCAUUUGAUUUUAUCAUCAAUUCACCUAUGAAUAGUUGUUGGAAAAAUGCACAGAAAUUUACCUAUUCUCAAUUACAUUCAAUGAAUAUAAGUAGUGAACAGUUACUAAAAUGGCGAAUAUAUUCAGCUUACGAUUAUGCUAUUUAUUUACAAACAUUUAACGCAUCUCUAACUGUCAAUAAUUCUCAAUUUGUAUGCAAUUGUUCAGAUAACUUUGUCGGUCGAUAUUGUGAGUAUCAAUAUUCUACACAGUUAACGUUUCAUGAACAAUUAAUAAAACAAGAAAGUGAACGAGAAUUCUUAAUAUUAAAUAGUAAAAAUGAUACAUAUGAUAAUUAUGAAAUUGAUGAUUUUCCACUUUAUCUCAGUACACCAUCGAUACCACAAAAUAUUAGUACCAUUGAUAAUCGAUUGAAAUGGCGUGCAGCACUUGUGUGUUAUAUUGAUAUUAAUUGUACAAGAGGGACGCCAUGCUUGGACUGGCGACAGAUUUGUGAUGGAAGGUGGGUAAAGUUGAGCAGUAACUAUUAUUUGUUUCAUAAAAAGUGUAUAAACAUGAUUAUCAUAUCUCGGUUUCACUUUCAAUUUGUUGAAUUAUCGCUCAUUCAAUUUUGUACUUACAUUUGUCAGUUAUAAUUAAAAGGAUUCAUUUCACCACAUUUUUUUCACCAGUUUCUAGAAGAAUCUUCAGAGUAUAUACACUAAAAAGUUUUUAAGUUUUUUUAUAUUUUUUCUUCAGUUUUAACUCUUAACGUUUCAUGCAGCUCUGGCAGGACUAUCGAAAUUCGAUUUUAUAUUUUAGCUAUUUAGUGAUGGAGCAAAGGGAAAAAAAGUUGUUUUUUAUCAACCGAUAGUUUGUGAAGUCUACUAUGUAGAUGUUCACCAGUUUUGGAUUGGAUGAUUCAUUUACUUUUUACAAUGUUUCUAAAAACGAUGAUUCCAAUGCUACGCCCUUUUCGAUAUGAUGACUUGAUUCUAGUGUAGCGUUCGAUAGAGGAUAUUAAAUUGUAUAAGAAAAUAAAAGUGUCAUCGAAGUUUUAGGCAGAAAUUUAACUUUUACCUUCCGAAUAGAACUUCUGAGCUAAAAGUGAGAAACAGAAAAUUUUAAAAAAGCAAUAGUUUCAAGUCUUGACCGCUAUUCUCAAACCUUUGCAGAAGGUAAAAGUUAAAUGUCUGCCUAAAACUUCAAUGACACUUUUAUUUUCUUAUACAAUUCAAUAUCCUCUAUCGAACGCUACACUAGAAUCAAGUCAUCAUAUCGAAAAGGGCGUAGCAUUGGAAUCAUCGUUUUUAGAAACAUUGUAAAAAGUAAAUGAAUCAUCCAAUCCAAAACUGGUGUAGAUACUCUGAUACUUCAAAUAGUGGAGUAGUUUUGA